This is a messenger RNA of Oncorhynchus masou masou (cherry salmon), 444 nucleotides long. RefSeq lists its product as uncharacterized. The transcript has 3 exons. Lineage: Eukaryota; Metazoa; Chordata; Actinopteri; Salmoniformes; Salmonidae. The record is from RefSeq and is a predicted model, not a curated record. The coding region runs from base 1 to 444 and encodes 147 amino acids.
AUGACCUCAGAACCCCCGAGGUCACCCUCCUCUCAUGACCUCAGAGCCCCCCGAGGUCACCCUCCUCUCAUGACCUCAGAGCCCCCCAGAGGUCACCCUCCUCAUGACCUCAGAGCCCCCGAGAGCCCCCGAGGUCACCCUCCUCUCAUGACCUCAGAGCCCCCUAGAGGUCACCCUCCUCUCAUGACCUCAGAGCCCCCAGGAGGUCACCCUCUCAUGACCUCAGAGCCCCCCAGAGGUCACCCUCCUCAUGACCUCAGAGCCCCCCAGAGGUCACCCUCCCUCAUGACCUCAGAGCCCCAGAGAGCCCCCAGAGGUCACCCUCCUCCUCACACCCUCAGAGCCCCCUCAGAGGUCACCUCCUCUCAUGACCUCAGAGCCCCCCAGAGGUCACCCUCUCUCAUGACCUCAGAGCCCCCCCCAGAGGUCACCCUCCUCUCAUGA